Molecule: messenger RNA, 1097 nt
Organism: Drosophila eugracilis
Lineage: Eukaryota; Metazoa; Arthropoda; Insecta; Diptera; Drosophilidae
Gene: Loxl1
Product: lysyl oxidase homolog 2A
Exons: 2
Coding region: 12-1097 (361 amino acids)
Biological process (GO): peptidyl-lysine oxidation
Cellular component (GO): membrane
Molecular function (GO): copper ion binding; protein-lysine 6-oxidase activity
Source: RefSeq, a predicted model, not a curated record
CUCGAUUAGCUAUGGCAUCGUUAGCAUUGCUUUUGCUGCUCGCAGUGGGUCUGAGCCGAAGCUGGGCCAACAGUGGCUUAAACGUGCAGAACAACUACAGAAACAUGAUGGUUCGACUGGCCACCAGUAAGACCACCCUAUCUGGGAUUCAAGUCCUUCGCGAGGGUCGCGUGGAGGUGAGCUUCGACUUUGGCGCCACUUGGGGAACCAUUUGCAGCACUUCCUGGAGCAUGCGGGAGGCGAAUGUGGUGUGCCGGCAGCUCGGCUUGGGAUAUGCUUCAAAGGCAGGCCAGGGUACGGAACACGGAGACAGUCGGAAGCACCCGUGGGGUAUGGUGGGUACUCUGUGCCGCGGAACAGAGCGCCGACUGUCCGAAUGCAUCCGGGAGUCCCACUAUCCCAACCUCUGCAAUGCCAGGAACCACAAUGUCAGCACGGUGGCCUGUGUCAGUCAUUCUGCUGACCUGGAGAUCGGACUGGCGGAAAUCGAGAAGACCGCUCGACUGGAAGCAGUGCCCAUGUCGAGGCUCACCUGCGCCAUGGAGGAACACUGUGUGUCCGCCGACGCCUAUGAGAUACGAAGAACAAACCCACACGCGGCGAGGAUUCUGCUACGGUUCUCCGUGAAGGCCUCCAAUGUGGGCACGGCGGACGUAAGUCCUUAUGCCAACUACAAGGACUGGGUGUGGCACCAAUGUCACAGGCACUACCACAGCAUGAAUGUCUUUGCCACCUUUGAUGUUUACGACUUAAAAUAUAGGAAGGUGGCCCAGGGUCACAAGGCCUCCUUUUGCCUGAUGGACACGGAUUGCACGGCAGGAGUGCGGGCCAAGUACACCUGCGGCAAUACCACCCAAGGCAUUUCUGUCGGCUGUGCUGAUACCUACACCGAUGUCCUGGACUGCCAGUGGGUGGAUGUUACCAGGGUGCCCGUCAACAGACGCUACAUCCUGCGAGUGGCCCUCAACCCCGAGUACAAGCUGGGCGAGAUAUCCUUCGAGAACAACGGAGCCGAGUGCCUCCUUGAUUACACAGGCGUGCGCCAAACAACCAAAAUCUUCAACUGCCGGCGCAAGCCCCUGUGGUUUAAAAUAUGA